Molecule: messenger RNA, 5226 nt
Organism: Daphnia pulicaria
Lineage: Eukaryota; Metazoa; Arthropoda; Branchiopoda; Diplostraca; Daphniidae
Product: solute carrier family 4 member 11-like
Exons: 19
Coding region: 1917-4364 (815 amino acids)
Biological process (GO): transmembrane transport; monoatomic ion homeostasis; monoatomic anion transport
Cellular component (GO): basolateral plasma membrane; plasma membrane
Molecular function (GO): solute:inorganic anion antiporter activity
Source: RefSeq, a predicted model, not a curated record
GGGGAAUAGGCCAACGAUCAAUGUGCCCAACUUGUCGAGCGGCUGGAAUCGAUCGGCUCCGGCUGCAUAUGGUUUGAUCCGGAUUCCCUUUUAGCCAACUUUUCUAAGAUCAAAACUGAUUCUACCAUGUUUCUUACCCAUUACCAAAAAAACGAUCCGGCAGGAGGCUGAAAGCGUAAGAAUUCCCGCGGGGUCAAAUCGACGAACCAAACAAUCCUCUAAUCACCUCUAAUCAACUGGCUGGUCUACUCCGAGAUAAUCUCUGAUGGGAACCGGAAGUUCCCCGACCAAACGAAAUUUCUCAAUUCGUCUUGCAGCUGAGCCAGCAAAAAGAUGGCGUGGGCGGAAGACAAAGGGCAAUCAAAAAAAAAAGAAAGGAGAGGACAUACUUUUACCAAUGGCCUGCUUCUUGGAUAGGGGAAAGGCUAAGCUGUGUUGAAUAUGACAGCAAAGGAAGACUCGAGAACCUCUUGCCGACAAAAGGCAUUACUUAAGACUUGCAAAAGCCAAAAGGAUACGUUUUGUUUAUGCUCUUCACCCGCCACCACCCACAAGAGCUUCGUGUAGAACAACAGUGGCUCAACAUUUACACAGACUAAGACGGGACUAAGAACUUUCUGUAGUCGAUCAUAUAUUGUCCUUAUUUCUUUUCUGGCCCUUUCCCUUUGCCCCGUUCGCGCAAUCUGCUACUGCUGCCUCCCGUCCUCCAUGGUGGCACUGGAUGGGCUGAGAGACGGGCGAGUCUGCGGACUAGGAGCUUGCCCCGGUAGUCUCUCUUUCCCACCACGCGCAGCUCUCUUCACCAUCUCCCCACGAUUUGUUGACACACGGAAAGAAAGCCAUACACACCGGGGAGAAUCAGUGGCCUCGCUUCUACUCUGGGUACGUUGACGUCGAGAAUCUCUCAAGCGACGAUACUUAAUCGCAAAUUGGUUGACGACAGAACCGCUCCGCAAAGUAAUUCUACAAAUAAUAUUUCCUCCACCAUUCUUCCUUUCUAUUCGCGGGCCCUGGAUAAAAGGAAGCCUUGGUCCGCUCUGUGGUCAAUAUUUCUGCCGUCUCGUCGGUCGCACUUGAGAAGAAAGAAAGAAGAGUUACGCAACUCGAAGAUAAAGGAUCAGAUAACGAGUCGUCAUACUUGUGUUCGGAAGCUCAUCGAACAAGAUCUCGUUGGGAGGAAAAAAAGCGACUGCUCUACCGAGAUAUUCUGUAUUCAAAAAGAGCAGCCUCCUAAUACUCAGUCCCGCCAUAUUUACUUCCAUUCCAGGAGUGAAGAAGAGUUUCCGGGAUCGAUCCAGCAGCGCACGACCCCUCCCCGGGGAUAGCGAGAGCCCCGGCACAUUCAUCGCCACCCACCACCGACGACGGCGGGCGGGAAGACAAAUUAAUAGAGCUCCACCAUCACGGCGAAAGGUGGUGGGCGUUCAAAAUUGGCUCGCCCAGCAGCUGCCAGAAGCUGAAUAGCAUGAGUACCGACAACAUACCGACCCUUUGCGUCCGUCUCCCAGUCAACGGAAGUUGAGAAUGGCAUCAGGAAAAGAAUUGAACAACUAGUCUUGCUACUGUUGGAGGAAGUGUCGUGGCACUCGACUAGCUGCUCUCUUUCUUCGUCAUCUUGUCGCAGCUGGAACGUUACUUCUGCUCCUGCAAAAGAGAAGUCGACGACCUACGCCCGAACGGAUUUCCCUUUGUCUGUCGGAUGCAUGUACGUAUGCAACGAGAAGGGGCCAAUUGACAGGGAAUAACAAAUCGAACGUACGGUCACGAUUGGGUGAACAAUUGGCAAGCACAAAAAAAAGGGGGAAGCUGUUAAGGUGUUGAAGGCUGACUGAGCGAUAAAUCCUCUUCAACACGAGACACAUUGCACGUACCACACCGCCCACUACAAGUCGCCCCCAGGUUCCGAAGAAGCUACAAUGAGUGUGCGUCGCGUCAAGGGCUCCUAUCGUAAUUCGCUCAGGCGUUUCGGAAGCGGCGAUCCUAACAAAGCCGUCCGCAACAGCGCCUGGAUCUUCCGUAACGGCGAAUGGCGGCUCAUCUUCGACGACGGAGAGGAGGCGUGUCUUCUUUAUGCCAAACAUGAGAGGUUGCCGCUCAAGGAUUUCGGCGCAGAGGUCAGACCAGCUGUGGACAUUACCCAGUUCCUGCAGCAGAGCGUCCUACUCCUGGACGUCACGGAGAAUUCGCCUUCUGACCUGGUCGAUCUCCUCCUCAGCAGGAUGGUGCCGUCCGUUGCCGAAGAGGCCAAAAUGAUUCUCUUCACUCAUGACACAGUUCCGAUGCUGGCGAGGACGAUUCAGGCGACGUGCACAACGGGCGACAGCGGCACUUUCGACUACGAUCAAUCUUGGAUCUGCGCUCUAUGCAAUCUACCAACACUGACGAGACGCCACGUCGGAAUCGUCCGCCUCAAGCAUCCGGCAAAUAUGGGCCAUACUUGCCACGAAGUCCGACUCUUCGUCUUGGUUCUCUGCCCCAGUAAAGAGAAAGGGACGAAGAACGCACUGGAAACUGGCCGAACGUUUGCCACCCUGCUGGCCGACAUGGAUCUCCGGCAGCGUCUGCUGGAGGCCCGGACUGAGGACGAGUUCAAGCGGAUCUUGCUGAAACACACGCAGGAGCUGGCUGAAGAGCAGGCCAUUUCCAUCCGAGUGGAUCACGGAAGUGCGACAAGACUCUCAACCGGCGGCGAGAGCAAUGAGGGCGAAAAGUUGUGCAGAUUUGGGCAGGGCAUCAGAGAGGAUCUCUCACGACGUCUGCCCCACUACAUCUCUGAUUACAAGGAUGGUUUGACAGGUGUCAAAACGCCCCAAAAGGUCCUCUCCACUACCCUGUUCCUCUACUUCGCCUGCAUCCUUCCGGCCAUCGCUUUCGGCGUCCUCAACGACCACAAUACGCACGGAAAAAUAGACGUCAAGAAAGUCAUCAUCGGUCAGACCAUCGGCGGCUUAUUCUUCUUCGUCUUCGGCGGCCAGCCCCUGCUGAUCCUGCUCACCACCGCGCCACUCUCACUCUACAUCAAAGUGAUCUACAGCAUCUGCGAGGAUUUCCAGCUGGAUUUCUACGCCAUGUACGGAUGUGUAGGUCUCUGGUCAUCGUUCUUCCUGGUCCUCUAUUCGCUCUUCGACGUCUCGCGCCUCAUGCGAUGGUCCACCCGUUCCACCGAGGAGAUCUUUGCCCUUUUCAUAUCCAUCGCAUUCUGCGUCGACGCCUUUCGCGACACUGUCAAAAAUUUCCAGGAGAACUACAACGCCCCGUCGUGUAAGGGUGAUCCAGCGAGCCUAGCAGUCAACGUCAGCAGUAAAGCGAAUCGUGUCGACACGCCCACUGCUGCUAAUAAUUCCGUGGUGGCUUACUUACUUAGCCAGGGCAAUGCUUCCGUCUCCGAAAUCGUGGAAUGCAACCGGGCCAGCUCUCUCCUAUUCCUUCUCCUCAUGUUUGGCACCGUCUGGAUAGGCGUCUCCCUAUACAAUUUCAACAAAACACCGUACCUGCAGGCUGGAAAACGGGAAGCCUUGGCCGAUUACUCGCUGCCCGUAGCUGUCAUCACGCUCAGCUUUGUCGGCUCUUAUCUCUUCCAAGAUGUGACGGUGGAGAGGUUCCGAUAUGACGACAAAAACGUCUUUAUGGUGGCACCGCUCGAACGGCUAUCUUGGCUGGCCGUCUUGGGAGCCAUGGGCAUGGGAUUCUCUUUAUCGCUGCUCUUUUUCAUGGAUCAAAACAUCACGUCGGCCAUGGUCAACAAUCCGUGCAACAAGCUUAAGAAAGGUCCUGCCUACCAUUGGGAUUUGUUCGUGGUGGCGUUGGUGACGGCUUUCCUGUCCUUAUUCGGACUGCCGUGGAUGCACGCCACCCUGCCACACUCGCCGUUGCACGUCCGCGGUCUGGCCGAUGUCGAGGAAAGAGUCGACCAAGGGCACGUCUACGAAAUUAUUGUGAAAGUGCGCGAGACGAGACUGACGGGCAUGAUUUCACACUUCUUCAUCGGUCUCUCGCUCUUCCUGCUGCCCUAUCCGCUGGCCUACAUUCCAACGGCUGUCCUGGAUGGACUCUUCCUCUACAUGGCAGUUACUGCUCUCAACGGCAAUCAAAUGUUUGAGCGCAUUACUCUCCUCUUUAUGGAACAGGCCGCUUAUCCACCGAAUCACUACAUUCGCCGAGUCCCACAACGCAAAAUCCAUCAGUUCACCGGCUGUCAGGUGAUGCAGUUGUUGGUCAUGUGCCUCUUUGGCUUUGCUCCUUGGGCUUACAUGAAGAUGGUCUUCCCACUCAUCAUCCUCUUCCUCCUGCCUGUUCGACACCGGCUCGUCCCGCAACUCAUCGAUGGUCGCUUCCUGGAAGCGCUAGACGGAGAGCAUCAGUGAGUGAAGGGAUAAAGAGAAGAAUCCGCGUCAUUCUCCCUCUCUAUACAUCUAUCUAUCUGUCUCGAUCUUUUUAGGAACUUUUAGAAACCACAUUAGUUACAUUUUCUCGAUUCCUUUUAUUCAUUCCUUCUAUUAAACGUCACGUAAUUCCAGUUCAUUGAAUGAAAUCCAAUCGAAUCCUUACCAUUUCCAUUUUCUACCAACACAUUUUUAGGAGAUUUUUUUUUUGUACACCGCUAUGAAAUAGUCAAGCAUCCAGAAGGAAAUGUUGAAUUAACUUAAAAACUUAACGAUCGAGUUCUAGUGCAAUAAGAAGAAGUGCAUUUAGUCGCUCCGAUGUGGUUCUAAGCAUCCGACCCUCCUCAGUUCUUUUCUCUCUUUAAUUUAAUUCUUUAUCUCUCUCUCUUUAUCUCUCUCUCUCUCUCUCACUCGCACGCUCUUUAUUAUCGAUUGAUGAUCAUACGGAUGGUGGUGUCGGUUAACAAUUGUUUAGUGCUAACUAGUUUUCGGGUGGGAUUUUUGUUUGCUAUGUUGAACGUGGGUGAGUGGGGCAAUACGAAUAUAAUAAAAACAUGUUUAUGUUUUCUCUAAUUCUAUUCAAUUGUUUGAUGCGUUACUAUAUAGUCAAUGUUUGUUACACACGUUCGUCAAAACCGGCCGUAUAUAUGUAAAUAACGAACAUACUGUAAACAUUUAACCACCUUACUUAUUGUAGACCGAUUCCCGAUUCAUUUUCACUCUUUACAUUUGCGAAGUUAUGAUAUCAAGAUUUGCUCUGAAUGUGAUUUCCAAAGUUUGUUAUGUCGAGUGCGGGUUACUUGCGGAAUGAAUUAUUACAAACAGAGCUUGUUAUCGCUUUGAA